This is a messenger RNA of Phodopus roborovskii (desert hamster), 642 nucleotides long. RefSeq names its product selenoprotein W (gene Selenow). The record is from RefSeq and is a predicted model, not a curated record. The transcript has 6 exons. NCBI's taxonomy places the organism in Eukaryota, Metazoa, Chordata, Mammalia, Rodentia, Cricetidae. Gene Ontology annotation, biological process: response to selenium ion. Gene Ontology annotation, cellular component: cytosol.
GCUGGCGGAUCGGUCCUCGCUCGGUGUGGGGAUGCGAUCUGCAGCAAUGGCGCUCGCCGUUCGAGUCGUGUAUUGUGGAGCUUGAGGCUACAAGCCCAAGUAUCUCCAGCUCAAGGAGAAGCUAGAACAUGAGUUCCCCGGAUGCCUGGACAUCUGUGGCGAGGGGACUCCCCAGGUCACCGGGUUCUUUGAAGUGACAGUAGCCGGGAAGUUGGUUCACUCCAAGAAGAGAGGUGACGGCUAUGUAGAUACAGAAAGCAAGUUUCGGAAACUGGUGACCGCCAUCAAAGCUGCCCUGGCUCAGUGCCAGUGAGCCCUGGAGGCAGGGUCCUGAGACCUCCUGGCAGCCGCCUUAUGACAGGAAGGACUGAAAUGUCUUGAAGACCUGUGGUCUUUCCUCGAUGUUCCUGCGGCCACCAAGUCAGGCCAGAGAGUGCCUCUGUGAGGGCGUGUGCGUCCCAGCAUCCCGGAGUCCACCCGUGCAUGCCCAUCUGCCCUCUUCCUCGCCUCUCCCUGAAUUCCUCCAUGUCUCCCAUCCGUUUACCUGCCCUGGUUUCCCUUUUCCACCUCAGACUGCAAGAAGAUAAGCAGCCAUGUUGCCAACAGUUCCCAGUUGAAUAAAAGUUAGAUGAGGCAACUUAA